AUGACACAUUCAUGUUGGUCACUCUCUGAAUAUAGCUCCACAGAAGGAUUUCGUAAAGCGAUCGGCAAUACAAUAGAUUGGGCUGCGGCUGCGGCUGCUGCCACUGAAAUUCCGCUACUCCCAGCAUUCUACGAAAUAAGAUGCGUG
Paraglomus brasilianum is the source of this 147-nucleotide messenger RNA. The record is from the annotation of a GenBank genome assembly. NCBI's taxonomy places the organism in Eukaryota, Fungi, Glomeromycota, Glomeromycetes, Paraglomerales, Paraglomeraceae.